UAUUAAUUAUAAACAUAAAAAAGAAUAAAAAGCUAAUAAAUUUUUUUUGAUAAAAAUAUCAAAUAAUUGGUGUCAAUUUCCUUCCAUCUUUCAGCUAUAAAACUAUAAAAAAGUAACACACACACAAAAUAUAUCUACGCGAGAUCAUAAAAUGUUAACUAUGGAAUAAAUUUAAACAAGAGUUUUGCCUGAGUCAAAUUAACUUAUUUUACAUACGAAUGAACAUUAAAAAUUGGAAUAAAAAUAAAUGGUUUGCUAGAUUUAUUCUUUCUGUUCUUAGAUUCUAAAUAUCAUAUAUUCUUAAAAGGAAUUUAGAGAGGAAAAAUUGAAAAAAAUUUAAAUUGAAGAAAAAGCAGAAGAGUUUAUGAGUUUUGGCCUUAUAACUGAAGAACAUGUAUCUAUUCAGAGCAUAGAGAAUCAACUAAAAGAAAUUUAAGUUAACUUAAACUAGACCUUAAAUUUUAAAAAUAAAUAUAUUGAGGAAUUGUAGAAGAGAUAAUCUCUAUUAAAACAGUAAAAUUAUCUUUUUCAAUCAAAAAUAAUGAUGCAUAUAAAAAACUAUGACAGUAAAAGAAGAUUAAGUGAAUAAGAUUACAAUCAAAAAGAACUCAUGUUGAAUUUAUAAAGUCUAUAAAUUGAUUAAUUAUCUAAAAUCGAUCAAGCAAAUAAUUUAUCUUCCACAAUUCCUUCUUUAUCUACUUUGAGCUCUUUAGGUAGACUGAGUCUUGUGUAGGAAGAAAUUUUAGAUAAUUUAGAGGCAUAAAAAGUUAAUAGUAAUUUGUUACAAUUUCAGUAGUAACCUGAAUCGAUAUUUAUAAUGAAAAAAGAAAACUAAAGUUCUAAUCAGCCCGUCGCUUAAUAAUCAGAAACUGAUUUAGAUUUAGAUUUUUUAAAAAUUAAACAAAAAUUAUAAGGUGACUAGUAGGAAAAUGAUACAUAAGAAGCAAAUAUGUUUUUUAGCGAUAAAAUUGUGAAGUUAUCUAGAUCUUCAAAAACUGAAGAGAAUUUUAUUUGUUUAGAUAAAAAUUACUUUUAUGUUUUGAAAGACUUAAAUUAAUUAAAGUAAAAUAAAAGAUUUCCAAUCAAAGAUAUCACAAAGAUAAAAAUUUCUUCUCAUGAUCAAUGCGAGAUUCAAAUAAAAAAAGAAUACUCAUUAAUAAUAUCUAUCUCAACGAGAUAAUUAUUGAUAAAUUACAUCAUUUCAAUAUUUAAAAAUAUUUUAAAAGUAAAACCUCCUCAAAUUAUACACUCCAAAAUACUUGCUUAAAAAAGAACACAAAGUGAUAAUUUAAGCAAUAACAAUUUAAUUUCUAAUUCAUAAGUAAGUCUUAAUGGAUUUUCAGCUAGUUAAUUGUAAUGCGAUUGA
Molecule: messenger RNA, 1366 nt
Organism: Tetrahymena thermophila SB210
Lineage: Eukaryota; Ciliophora; Oligohymenophorea; Hymenostomatida; Tetrahymenidae
Exons: 3
Source: RefSeq, a predicted model, not a curated record